GGGAGUUAUUAUUUUAGGUGUCGCGUUUCCGCCCAAAAAGGAUUUUGAAGCUCAAAGUGUGGAAUUCUCUGCUUAAACCUCCAUUUUUCUCUAAUACACCUAUGGCCGACGAGGAUCCACCAUCGGAGGUCUCAGUGACGGUGGACAAACCCAAACUUGACGAAACUCUCAACGUCAGUGAGGUCACCACUGAGUCCAUUGCUCAAGGAGGCCUCGACUCGUCUUGCAAUUCUCCGAAUGAAAAGAAGCCCAUUACUGAACCCACUGCUCAGACCUCUGAUGGAAGCGGGGAGAAAUCGUUAGAGCUGGCGGAAGAGUUGCUUGAGAAGGGAUCCAAGGCCAUGAAGGAUAAUGAUUUCAAUGAGGCUGUCGAUUGCUUCAGCCGUGCCCUUGAGAUUCGAGCUGCGCAUUAUGGUGAACUGGCUUCAGAAUGUGUCAAAUUGUACUACAAAUAUGGAUGUGCUUUAUUGUACAAAGCCCAGGAGGAGGCAGACCCACUGGGAGCUGUCCCAAAGAAGGAAGGUCAAUCUGACAAGGCUGAAUCUGCAAAGAGUGCUGUUAAUGGUGAAUCAUCAAAAGCUUCUGUUUCCAGCAAUGCUGAAGUGGUGGAUGGGGUUACAGAUGAUGUUUCCGAGACAGUCAGUAAGAAGGAUCAGGAUGAAGAAGAAACUGAUGAUAGUGAUGCUGAGGACUUGGCAGAUGCAGAUGAAGAUGAAUCUGACCUUGAUUUAGCUUGGAAAAUGCUAGAUGUUGCCAGAGCAAUCGUGGAAAAAGACUCAGCUGACACUAUGGAGAAAGUGGACAUACUCUCAGCCUUGGCAGAAGUUGCAUUAGAAAGAGAGGACAUUGGAACUUCCCUCAGUGACUACCAGAAAGCGUUAUCAAUUUUAGAAAGACUUGUUGAACCUGACAAUCGACAGCUUGCUGAACUAAAUUUCCGUGUAUGCUUGUGUUUGGAGUUUGGUUCUCAGCCGCAGGAAGCCAUUUCAUAUUGCCAGAAGGCAAUAUCAAUUUGCAAGUCACGUGUGGUGCGGCUCACUGACGAAGUAAAGAGUCUCAUUGUACCAACGACAGCUUCGUCUACAUCAGGGUCAGAACCAGAGAUCCCACUAUCCUCCAAUGGCUCCCAGACUGACAACGAAAAUGCUGCAACGGAGAAACAAUCUGAGAUUGAAACUCUAUCUGGGCUUUUGGUUGAGCUAGAAAAGAAGCUUGAAGAUCUUCAACAGCUGGCCUCAAACCCAAUGUCAAUUCUCUCAGAGAUCCUCGGUAUUGGAUCAGCAAAGCCAAAUAUCGAAAAGAUCACACCUCCAGUUCCAUCAGUGUUCAACUCCUCACAAAUGGGUUCAGCUAACAGCAAUGGAGGAUUCGACUCUCCAACAGUCUCAACUGCCCACACGAACGGCGUGACGCACCUUGGUGUUGUUGGAAGAGGAGUGAAACGAGUAUCAACAAAUUCAGAGUCUAAUGACUCGAACCCAACGAAGAAACUGGCAAAAGAUUUAUCAUCACAAGAUAAAGGCGACAGUAGUUCCGCCUGAAUGUUCUUGAACUCGUCUUGAGAAUCAGAUAUUCGAACAAAGUGCAUAGAGCAGUAAAACAAAACUAGAUUAGAAAGAGGAAAAAGAAAAUCUUCCUGCCUUUGGGUGUUAUGAUUUUCAUGUAUGUUUGUAUUAUGUUCUACUAGAAUUUUACACUUGAAUCAUCAUCAUGUUUUUCCAGACUCCUUAAAUCAUAGAUUUAGUAAUCAUUCCAGCAUUAAUACAUCUGGGUUUUACGGUUUGCAUUCUCAA
Molecule: messenger RNA, 1793 nt
Organism: Cucumis melo (muskmelon)
Lineage: Eukaryota; Viridiplantae; Streptophyta; Magnoliopsida; Cucurbitales; Cucurbitaceae
Product: NASP-related protein sim3
Exons: 6
Coding region: 102-1541 (479 amino acids)
Biological process (GO): DNA replication-dependent chromatin assembly; CENP-A containing chromatin assembly
Cellular component (GO): nucleoplasm
Molecular function (GO): histone binding
Source: RefSeq, a predicted model, not a curated record